Messenger RNA from Hemibagrus wyckioides, 3269 nucleotides. RefSeq names its product mRNA decay activator protein ZFP36L2-like. Gene Ontology annotation, molecular function: metal ion binding; mRNA binding. NCBI's taxonomy places the organism in Eukaryota, Metazoa, Chordata, Actinopteri, Siluriformes, Bagridae. The record is from RefSeq and is a predicted model, not a curated record. The transcript is spliced from 2 exons. Bases 248 to 1489 code for a protein of 413 amino acids.
CUCCGGGUCUUAUAUGUUGGGGGGAAAGCAGGCGGUUUGUGUUCUGCUCUCGCUUGGCACUUCAACGGAGAGAGACAGGCAGCAAUAAAAAAAAAACACAACAGCAACACAAGCAAGUAGCGUGUUUGUUCUCGUUUCUGGAAUUAGAUUUUUUUCCCCCACUCCUCUCUCCGAGCCUUUUUCACGCACCAGUCGUGGCACUCUAAACGCCUCGCUUUGCACUACGGGAUCUUCGGUAGGUCCUCAAAUGAAAGAUCAACUGCGACUCAAAACUUCAGAAAUAGAAAUGUCUGCGACCAUCAUGUCCGGUUUCUACGACAUCGACAUGCUGUACAAGGACAAGAGUCUGAACAUGAAUGCUCUCCAUCUCAACAGUAUGUUGGACAAAAAAGCGGUAGGGGCGCCGGUCACGGCCUCUGCUCUCGCUAACAACUGCUCGUACGCGCAGGGAUUUUUCCGGCGCAACUCCGCGAGCAACGCUGACUGCACCAACAACGGCAACAAGUACUCUGCCACAUGCUACAGCAACAUGAAAGAGAGCUCGACCAACACCGCCAGCAUGAACAAGGAGAACAAGUUCCGUGAGCGCGCCUACAGUGAGACGGGCGAGCGCAGUCAGCAGCUGCAGGCGUUGCAGCAGAAGCCCGGCUCGCAGAUCAACUCGACCCGCUACAAGACUGAACUUUGCCGACCUUUCGAGGAGAAUGGCGCCUGCAAGUACGGCGAGAAGUGCCAGUUUGCGCACGGCUACCACGAGCUGCGCAGUCUGUCUCGCCACCCCAAGUACAAGACGGAGCCAUGCCGCACCUUCCACACCAUUGGCUUCUGCCCUUACGGCCCGCGCUGCCACUUCAUUCACAACGCUGACGAGCGCAGACCCGCGCCGGCCAACGCCAACACCAGCGUGCCGCAUGAGCUGAAGCAGAGCCGUGAUCUGAUUCAGCAACAGGCUACCGUCGCCGCUUACCGAGACAGACCCAAACUGCACCACAGCCUGAGCUUCUCCGGUUUCUCCACACAUCACGGACUGGACUCGCCUCUCAUUGAAAGCCCCACAUCCCGCACUCCCCCGCCGACAUCUUCCUCCGACACAUCCCGGUCCAGCGGGCCCUUUUUCGAAGACGUUUUAGCGCCGAGCGCUAAUGGCGCCUUCUCCUCGUUCACCGCUGCGCAGGACCUGAAGGCGCUGCUCGCCCCCCUCGCCGUGCACGCACAUGGCGGCUACCAGUCCACCCCCGCUUACUACAGCAACUUCCAGACCGCCGUGGGACCCCCUUCCCCACCCUACAGCCUCGGGCCCUUGCAGCGCCUGUCCGAGUCUCCGGUCUUCGACUCGCCCCCCAGCCCAUAUGACUCCAUGUCGGACCGGGAAAGCUACGCCAGCGGCUCGCACAGCUCUUCAGGAAGUCUCAGCGGCUCCGAGUCUCCCAGCUUGGAGGCCGGGAGACGUUUGCCAAUCUUCAGCAGGCUGUCGAUUUCUGAUGAUUAAUAAGUUAGCGUGCUUGUUUUCGUUAUGUUUUGCGUUUGUAUGGGAUUUGCCCCGUUCUUUAUUUCUGUAACGGACUUGGAGGACUUCCUAAAGUUAACCGUUAUUAAAAUGGCGGCUCGUAAGCGACGUGUAACUAGAUGGACUUUAAAGAAACAACCAGGGGCAGGUUGACUCGUCAGACCCUUGGUGUGGCAUUAGAGUUUUACUUUGUCCUUUUUUUCCUUCUCUUUUCUGCUCGAACCGAUAGCUAUGAAAGUAGAUAUCGACCGAAGGCAUUCCACCGGUGACUUUGACCAGCAUACAGUCGCAGUGUUUUGGCUUAUGAGACCAUCACACUUUCCGGAGACAUGGUUUUUUGUGCACAAAACAUUUGAACGCGAAAGACGGGAGAGAUUUGAGAUGGUUUUUUUCCCCCCUCCAUCCUACCAAGAAUAUGCCUUGACUUUAAAAAAAACAAAACAAAAACAAGUAUCAGUUCGCAAAGUAGCCUAUGUAUGCGCUUCUGAAAGCUUACAAAAAAACAAACUUCCAUUCCAAAAGUUGAGAGAGUUUGUCUGUCACAGCGCCACCCAGUGGUUCGGUUGGGGUAGUUUAGUGUUGUUGCUUAGCUGAAGCACUCUUGUUCGGUCUGUUGGGAAAAUCACUGCUGAUGGUUGAAUUAUAUAUAUAUUUUUUUAGCUGUUUUGAGCGAUUACAUAGCAGUACAUAACUGGCUAUGACCUAUUUAACUUAUUUAUUAUCUUGUGAAAAGUAUAGGCUACAUUGGUAAUUGUGUCCAUACUGUAUUUAUCAAGUAUGUUGAAGCAAUAGAUCUAUAUUCUUUUAUUAUGUUUAAAUUAUGAUCGCCAUUAUUAAUCUACAUAAAGUGGAGUGUAUGUUCUUUUUCACAGUAAUAUAUUUUUGUUUGGUCUUCUUUUUGUAACUUCACUUUGUUAUUUUAUUGUAAAUGAGUAAAAAAACAACCUUAAUUUAAGAGAUUGUAUGUGAUAUUUAUUUCAUUCAUUUUGUUUCCUUGUUUACGUACAUUUAAAACAAAUUGCUUGAUUUGCCGUUUGUUGGGAUGUUGUGGAAGACGUUUUUUUUCCCGCAACUUUUUUUUUUUUAAUCGAAAAAUCCCUAGAUGUGUACCAUUUUAGCUAUGUCUAUAGAAUGUAUAAACCAUGUGGUUGUCAAAACACCGUCCAAACGAGUAGUGAUCAUUCUUUAAGAAGUCAGACUUGUGUGACAAUGAUCCCAAGUGAAUAAAUUUAACCAAAAAGUAUUUUUUAACAUUUUUUUUUUCCUCUUUUCCUUUCGUUGUAAUGCACAGAGCCAGGCGCGGACUCCUGCCACGUGCUUUGAGAAUGUAGCAAUCCCAAGCCCCAGUAUUACUACCUUAGUGCCUAAGGGGUCCACCACCAUACAUGCCUUAUUAUUAACCAAAUAAAGUAUUUUGAUACAAGUCAUUGUUUUACACAUACAGAAGCUGAAUGUAGGUUUGAAUUUGAACUCUUUGGAAGGUUGUUACCACUUGUUAAAAAGAGGGGCCUUGGAGCAACCAGCAAGGAUUUUUCCCCCCCUCAUGUUUCAUUAAAACUCCCCAUUCCUGUAGACUUUAGUUUGAUUCUUUGUUCUUUCAGUUGCCUUUUGAUAUAGUAUUGGUCAGAGGGUUCUAAACUUGCUGGAUAGAGAAGAGGUUGAACACAUUUUGCAUGUACAUAGUAGGUACAGGGGCUGGGCACUAUGUACUUUUUCUUGACUACUUUAUCAGAAGUAAAGCUUUUUGAAUGUAACUUAAAAA